Messenger RNA from Oenanthe melanoleuca, 1637 nucleotides. RefSeq names its product purine rich element binding protein A (gene PURA). Gene Ontology annotation, molecular function: purine-rich negative regulatory element binding; RNA polymerase II transcription regulatory region sequence-specific DNA binding; DNA-binding transcription factor activity, RNA polymerase II-specific. Gene Ontology annotation, cellular component: nucleus. NCBI's taxonomy places the organism in Eukaryota, Metazoa, Chordata, Aves, Passeriformes, Muscicapidae. The transcript has a single exon. Bases 20 to 1540 code for a protein of 506 amino acids. The record is from RefSeq and is a predicted model, not a curated record. Gene Ontology annotation, biological process: regulation of transcription by RNA polymerase II.
CUUCCCGGCUGUCCCCGGGAUGCGGCAGCGCGGUGGCAGCGGGGCGAGCGGCGGGGCCGGGCAGGUGCCGGCGCCGGUGCCGCUCGGAGCGGGGCGAGCGGCGGGGCCGGGCAGGAGCCGGUGUCGGUGCCGCCCGGAGCGGGUUGAGCGGCGGGGCCGGGCAGGAGCCGGUGUCGGUGCCAGUGCUGGUGUCGGUGCCGCCCGGAGCGCGGCUCGGACGCGGCGCCGGUGCGCGGCGGGCGCGCGCAGCUGCAGUACCCGCGCUGGCCGCUCAGCGGCGCGGCGCUGCCGCCGUGCUCGCCGGGGCGGCCGGCGGCGGGGGCCGCUCUCUGCCGCCUUCCCGCGCCCUCUCCUCGCUCCGGCAGAUCUCGCGAGAGCGCGGCCGGCUGGUGGCCGCGGGGGCUGUUGCAGCAGCGGCGGCGGCGGCGGCGGCGGGAGGAGGAGGCGGCGGCGGCGGCGGCGGCCGGGGGCGGCCGAGGAGGCGGCGGCGGCGGCGGAGGAGGCGGCGGCGGCGCGGGGGCGGCCGCGCCGGGGCGAGCAGCGGCGGGCGAGGCCCGAGCGGCGGCGGCGGCGGAGCGGCGGCGGCAUCAUGGCGGACAGAGACAGCGGCAGCGAGCAGGGCGGCGGCGGCGGGGGCGCGGCGGGCGCCGGGGGGCCGGGCGCGGGCGGCGGCGGCCCGGGCGGCGGCGGCGGCGGCGGCGGGGGCCCGGGCGGCGGGCUGCAGCACGAGACGCAGGAGCUGGCCUCCAAGCGGGUGGACAUCCAGAACAAGCGCUUCUACCUGGACGUGAAGCAGAACGCCAAGGGCCGCUUCCUCAAGAUCGCCGAGGUGGGCGCGGGCGGCAACAAGAGCCGCCUGACCCUGUCCAUGUCCGUGGCCGUCGAGUUCCGCGACUACCUGGGCGACUUCAUCGAGCACUACGCGCAGCUGGGGCCCAGCCAGCCCCCCGAGCUGGCGCAGGCGGCCGACGAGCCCCGGCGGGCGCUGAAGAGCGAGUUCCUGGUGCGGGAGAACCGCAAGUACUACAUGGAUCUGAAGGAGAACCAGCGCGGGCGCUUCCUGCGCGUCCGCCAGACCGUGAACCGCGGCCCGGGGCUGGGCUCCACGCAGGGCCAGACCAUCGCGCUGCCCGCGCAGGGCCUCAUCGAGUUCCGCGACGCCCUGGCCAAGCUCAUCGACGACUACGGCGUGGAGGAGGAGCCGGCCGAGCUGCCCGAGGGCACCUCCUUGACUGUGGACAACAAGCGUUUCUUCUUCGACGUGGGUUCCAACAAGUACGGCGUGUUCAUGCGGGUGAGCGAGGUGAAGCCCACCUACCGCAACUCCAUCACCGUCCCCUACAAGGUCUGGGCCAAGUUCGGCCACACCUUCUGCAAGUACUCGGACGAGAUGAAGAAGAUCCAGGAGAAGCAGCGGGACAAGCGCGCCGCCGCCGCCGCCGCCCCCGCCGUGGGCGCCGAGCCGCCCCCCGAGGCCGAGGCGGCCGCCGCCGGGCCGCCCGGCGCGCUGCUGCAGGCCGAGGAGCCCGAGGAGGACUGACCGCCCGCCCCCCGGGACGCGGACUGGCCCCGCCGCCGGCGGGAGGGCGGGCGGGCGGCGGGGCGCGGGGGCGGCGGCCCGGAGCCCCCCCUCCGCC